AUGGAUCAAAACGAACAAAUCCAGCAAAUUGAAGACCCUUUAUUGAAACUCCUGAAAAUCAUCAUAUCCAUUCAAAGCGUAUAUGAUCAAACGCAACCGUCUAGCGAGAUUGCCGGGUCACGACGAGUUCCUUGUCUUCUUUUUAACUUGUUAACUACACAGGCUGAGAAGAAUAAGAUAGAGCAACUCGAUAAUUGGCAAGAAGAUCAUCAUGAAGCAUGGAUUUCAAAGGAAAGAUCACUCGAGCUGUACUUCCAACAACUUGAAAGGAUUUCUUUAAACUUUGGAAUGGAUCCUACAAUGGCUCAUUAUCUUCCUCUACCUCUAACAGAUGAAUGGUGGAGUCUUUGGGAAUUUACUCAUUGUAUGAUGACAUGUUCAGUGGUUCAAGUGGGGUCUGGGAUAGACGAUUGUUCGGUUUGUAUUGAUGGGUUUCUGCUUGGAAAACCAUACAUUCGGUUGAGGUGUCAUCCUGCUCAUAGGAUUCAUGAGGAGUGUUUGGCUGACUUGAUUGUUAAUAAACCUGAUUAUAAGUGUCCAAUUUGUCGUCAAGAUUCUUACCCUCGACCAUCAUAA
Melampsora larici-populina 98AG31 is the source of this 576-nucleotide messenger RNA. RefSeq lists its product as uncharacterized. The record is from RefSeq and is a predicted model, not a curated record. NCBI's taxonomy places the organism in Eukaryota, Fungi, Basidiomycota, Pucciniomycetes, Pucciniales, Melampsoraceae. The transcript has a single exon. Bases 1 to 576 code for a protein of 191 amino acids.